This is a messenger RNA of Meleagris gallopavo (turkey), 3860 nucleotides long. RefSeq names its product cortexin domain containing 1 (gene CTXND1). Lineage: Eukaryota; Metazoa; Chordata; Aves; Galliformes; Phasianidae. The record is from RefSeq and is a predicted model, not a curated record.
UGCUCUCGAGAGCUGUGACUCUUCAUCCUUUCCUUAUGAAGACCCAGGGGAUUGCUUACUUAGCAUCCACCAGAGGCAAUGGAUAGGGUGAGCAGUCGCUGCAGCCAGAAAAGCCCAGCACGGAGCAAAGGCAAUUACCUCUGCACGCAGAGACUUUGGAGCUGAAUUGUGCUGAACAGAGAGCCCCUCCGGCUGGCAGAGCCAUGUGCGGCCGAGAAGAGCAGCCACUUGCACUCCGCUGAAAAGCAAUGCAAGCAUAGCAGUGAUAAGAACUGCUUCCAGGUCUGGGUGGACGUGAACCUGAGCGGAGCCUGAAGGCGUUAAAGCCAAGCUGACCAACAAAACUUCUAAAAUAUGACUACAGUGAGGAUUUUAGCUCCACGAUGCUGCCAUGCUGGGAUGUGACAGGCUUCCUACCCAGGUCUGGAAGGUGCUCAAUGAUGUUAGCAGCAAACAUAAACCCCGAUGAGGAGCAGCAUGAGCCAUGGAGGGACCUACCCCAGAGCCCGCAUAUGUUGAUGUGGACAAGGGACUGACACUAGCAUGUUUUGUCUUCCUCUGCCUUUUCUUGAUUGUGAUGAUAAUUCGCUGUGCAAAAGUCAUCAUGGACCCUUACAGUGCUAUUCCCACAUCCACAUGGGAGGAGCAGCACCUGGAUGACUGAGGGGGCUUGACUACACAGAGCCAUAAGAUGCUGCAAUCUAGGAGGCCUCUUCCUAUCAGGGAGGCAAGCAGGAACAGCCAUUUUCAGAUAUGCAGGAUGAUGGCAAUAUAUCUAAGAGCCAAUAGUUCAUGUGAUUAUUGCUCAAUAGACCAGAACAUCAGCAAGCCAUUCUGGAAGCACAAUAAUACUAUGCAGCAACCCUCAUCUUAAUGAAGAUGGUCAUCACAUAACUCAGUAGCACAACGUCCUCUAGACUUUUCAUACAGCUAUAGCACAGUUUGCCCUCUCAACGUCUCCCACAAAUUCAGGGCUUUAUUCAGAAAUUGGAAUUUGAUAAAGCAAUAAGAAUGUCUUCCCUGAAUACAAGAUUGCUUCAAAUACCUUCCUGAGUCAUUAUAUUUGUGCUUGGAAGAAAGGCAAAGUUUUGCAGUUGUGUCUGCCCAGGUAAUGUUAGGUAGAAUCAUAAAAUCAUCAGGGCUGGAAAGACCAACAAGGUUAUCUAGUCCAAUCAUCCGCCCAGGAGAAGGAACACUAAAGCACCACGGCUAUGAGCAAGUUUAUUCUCAGUGAAUUAAGUAGUGUCCAUUUGCUUCCCCACCACAGUACCAUCAUAUUUCUAGUGAUCAAGACACAGAAGUACUCAAACUGCAGUUCCCAAGGGGGCUGUGGACUACGGUUGACUCUGCAGCAUGGUCUGUCUCUAUCCUAUUCAUGGAUAACUAGAUAUAUUGACAUCUGCCAUAGACCAUCAAUCAGCCCGAUUUCUUGCAUGAGCUCAGUAACUAACCACAGUUCACAGAGCAGAGCUUGGACACCACUGGCUUCAACUACAAAGAACUUGCAGUGUUUAUCAAAGAGCGAUUCCACACAAAACUUCAUUAAUCUCUUUGUUCAGAGACAGUUCAGUGGGGUCGCACAUAGAUGUUAAAGACAGUAAGCAAAGACGUUCCUAGUUUUGACAGUCAGAUUUGUUAGCCCAAGUUACAGUAGCAAGAACAUACAUUCUACCUCGAACAAAUUCAGUACCUUUAAAAAAAAAACUUUUUCCCCAUGUUUUUGGUGAUUAUCUAUGUAUUUCCUUUACUCAGUGCAUUAAGAAAGCCUUUAUGAAAGAAGUGAAAAAGGGAACUUUGGAAAUAUAUUAUUUACAUUUUGAAGAGUGGUAAUUGAAGGUUUCCCACAUCCUCCAUUUCUUAAGUUCUAAGGUUUGCCCACAGCUGCCUUGUGUGUCUACACAUAUGGCUUAAGGGAUCAUAAAGAGUUGCUGAAGCAAUCAGGAGUAGGUACUGCAACCACUGAAUAGACGAGACCUAAGAGCACAGAUUUGCAAAAAGGAUACUUCAUUUUCUCCUCUUCCUCACCAUCUUGUUUUCUACAUUCUUGCCAUAAGACAACAUAGAACAGAUAAAAAAGAUGGAAACAGGGGUUGGAGCAAGGAACCAGGACAUAACAGUGUAGGCUGGAUAUAGACUCUGUAGAUUGCUAUUCUUGACCCUGACAGAUUUGUUUGACCAUUGCACGAGUCCCCUCUCUCUGUCUCAAUCUUCAAACAUGUAAAAUUGGUACAAUACAAUUAACUUGUCCUGCCCUGUUUCAGCUAUAUCAUACCGCUAUAUAAGCUCUUGAAGAGCCUUAGAUAGAGACAUGAAAAUAAGAUACUGAUUUACAACUUCUUUAUGUAAAACUAAACAGGAAGGUCUGAAUCUCAAUGUGCAGCAAGGGAAAAGGGAAGGGAAAAUCUCCACAGCAGAGAGCUUGUCCAGACGUCUAUGCACUUUUAUUGAGGUCAGAUCAUCCUGAGUCAUUCUGAUUGCACCUGAUUUUAUUGCCUAUUCCAUUGAGUUCCAAGGAGUACUGACUACAGAAGAGCAGAUUAUGAGGUAUAUGGAAACUUUGCAUGCACCUUUUGCCCUAGGCUCAACUGCACAAUUUCAGCUAAUCUCUGCUGUAGGAGAGCCCAUUCAGGAGGGAGGAGAUUUGAGGAUCAGCUUUAAUCCUGCUCUUCUUUACCAAGAGAUCUCCACUACUUCAGUUAUCCACUGCAGACUGCUCACCAGCCUGCUGUUCAGCUUCAGGUUCUGUUAGCUAAUUAACCACUAGUAACAGAAGUUUUAUAAGUGUGAAUGUUAAAGUCCAACACUCUUUGAGCAAAUAUGCUGGUCUCUUAUUCAUGUGCGCGCCUAUCCAUACCAUAGAAACCAAUGCGCCAGCUCAAAGGGCAUUGCUUUCAUUCCACUGACAUUUAGAGCCUGUUUUUUUGUCAUUAAGUUCCAUAUUCCACUUUGAUACCAGUGAGGCUACAGAAUAUACAAAGCAAGAAGUAGUAAAAUAACUAUUUCCAGGCUACAGAGACUUCUGUAUUUCAGGUUACCUGGCUAUAUUCACAACUGACACAGCAAGAAAAGUGCUUGACACUACUCCUGGUGCCAACAGUCCUCUCAAGGAGAAUAUGCAUGCUUUGGCUUUGCUGCACACCACCAGUAAGCCCCUGUUCAGCUAAGGAUUUAUGCAUAUUCUUAAGUUUAAGACCCCGAACUCCCAGGGAGCAGAGUCAGCCCUGUGCUGUGCCUUUGGCUGGGCAUGGACAGCAGCACAUAGCCUUCAGGGGAAGGAAACGCAUAUGAGAGCAAAGGGUUACGAAUGCUGGGGAAGCAAAUAGGUUCACUUCACAAGAAUAUUUGUGGUUAUCUCCCCUCUCUCCCUCAUUCAUCUACACAAAACAUUUUAAGAUUUUAUUUUACUUUCUGUUUGCAAAAAGCCUCCCCUACAUCAAACCUUUUCCUACGACUACCUAAACAUUGGUGGGGUUGUUUUUUAUAGUUGUAAUGUAUAUAUGUAUAUUCUAAUUUCUGCCUUCCACCAAUGGUUACCAACACAGCCUCACCACUCUAACUAAAAGCAAUACCAAACACCAUGCUGAAAGCAGAAGCUUCACCUUGCUUGCAUUCUGGGUUGACCUGGCCAUCCAGGACAUGUUUGUUACUCCAUCUCCUGGGAGUCUGGUUGGCAGGGCCACGUUCCUGAGCAGUGGAAGUUUAGUAGGGGCUGCAUCGCUCAGUACUAAUUGCAGCUGCAUGUAACAAGUGCCUCUGCCAGUUCUGUUGUUUUUAAUCAUUAUGCCAUAUGACCGGCAAUUGCACUCAGAGGAAAUAAUGCAAACUUACUGCAGAUGUAUUUACUUAAUGCAAUAAACAGC